Molecule: messenger RNA, 645 nt
Organism: Peromyscus eremicus (cactus mouse)
Lineage: Eukaryota; Metazoa; Chordata; Mammalia; Rodentia; Cricetidae
Product: beta-defensin 43-like
Exons: 2
Coding region: 294-506 (70 amino acids)
Biological process (GO): innate immune response
Cellular component (GO): extracellular region
Source: RefSeq, a predicted model, not a curated record
GAAACCCUAAGGCAACAGAUUGUUAGCUGCUCGUCUCCCCACCUUCUCCAGGACUGACCCUUCCUUCUGCUGUGUUUACCAUCUGUGCCCACACCCAGCCAGCAUUUGAUAAAUGUGCUCAAAGUGAACGACAGUCAUGUCCAUUGCUGCCUCCUGGUACAAAGCCUCAUCGGAACCCAGAAAUGUUCUUGCUAUUGAAAGGUUCAAUAACCAUGCAGAAGCUCACCACUCCAGGGCCAAACACAGGCUCUCCUCAUCCUGGCAUCUGAUUCUCAUAGCCUCCCUACUCAGCUAUGAGGAUCCUGCUCUCAGUCCUGGGAGUCCUCACCUUGUUGUCCAUAGCUCCUCUGGCCAGGAGCUUCCUUGAGGGACACGAGUGCUCCUCGGAGUACCGCCACUGCAGAAUGAAGUGCGACGCCACCGAAUACGCCAUCAAUUAUUGUGAGGAUUGGACCAUCUGCUGUGGAGCAAAGAGCAGAGAAGCAAAGAAGAAAAGGUUGUGGUGACUAGUUGAACUCAUCUUCUUAGGACAAGACAUCCAAAGUAGUUAAAAGUUCCUUGCCCACCUAAGAAUAAAUGAUAUGACGAGUAAAAGGAAUUUCAUGCUUACAUGACCACGUUGAAAUAAAUACAUGUUUUAUCACA